ACUGCUACCAUGGCAGAGAACCCCAAGCUCCACUACUCCAAUGCAGAGGGCAGAAUGGAGUCCACCCGGUGGCUCCUGGCUGCAGCUGGAGUAGAGGAACCCAUAUACUGUUUCUGCUUGCAUUUUGAAGAGAAAUUUCUAGAAUCUGCAGAAGAUUUGGAAAAGUUAAGAAAUGAUGGGAGUUUUAUGUUCCAACAAAUGCCAAUGGUUAGGAUUGAUGGGAUGAAGCUGGUUCAGACCAGAGCCAUUCUCAACUACAUUGCCAGCAAAUACAAUCUCUAUCGGAAAGACAUAAAGGAGAGAGCCCUGAUUGAUAUGUAUACAGAAGGUAUAGCAGAUUUGGGUGAAAUGAUCCUUCCUCUGCCCAUAUGACAACCUGAGGAAAAAGACACCAAGUUUGCCUUGAUCCAACAGAGAACAAAAAAUCGCUAUUUCCCUGCCUUUGAAAAAGUCUUAAAGAGCAAUGGACAAGACUACCUUGUUGGCAACAAGCUGAGCUGGGCUGACAUUCACUUGGUGGAACUUCUCUACUACAUGGACGAGCUUGACUCUAGCCUUAUCUUCAGCUUCCCUCUGCUGAAGGCCCUGAAAACCAGAAUCAGCAACCUGCCCACAGUGAAGAAGUUUCUACAGCCUGGCAGCCCAAGGAAGUCUCUCAUGGAUGAGAAAUCUUUAGAAGAAGCAAGGAAGAUUUUCAGGUUUUAAUAAAGCAGCCAUGGAGGCCAAGAACAUGCAAGACGAAUAUUCUAAAGUUUUGCAACAAUAAAGUACUUUACCUAAGUGUUGAUUGUGCCUGUUGUGAAGCUAAUGAACUCUUUC
Gorilla gorilla gorilla (western lowland gorilla) is the source of this 819-nucleotide messenger RNA. Its product is annotated as glutathione S-transferase A2. Gene Ontology annotation, molecular function: glutathione transferase activity. Gene Ontology annotation, biological process: glutathione metabolic process; xenobiotic metabolic process. The record is from RefSeq and is a predicted model, not a curated record. The transcript has 6 exons. Gene Ontology annotation, cellular component: cytosol; extracellular exosome. NCBI's taxonomy places the organism in Eukaryota, Metazoa, Chordata, Mammalia, Primates, Hominidae.